Molecule: messenger RNA, 6639 nt
Organism: Psammomys obesus (fat sand rat)
Lineage: Eukaryota; Metazoa; Chordata; Mammalia; Rodentia; Muridae
Gene: Fam135b
Product: family with sequence similarity 135 member B
Exons: 19
Coding region: 1-4206 (1401 amino acids)
Source: RefSeq, a predicted model, not a curated record
AUGUCUGAAGUACAAGGAACAGUUGAGUUUUCUGUAGAGCUACACAAAUUUUAUAAUGUGGAUCUCUUUCAGAGAGGGUAUUAUCAGAUCCGAGUGGCCCUGAAAGUGUCAUCAAGAAUUCCCCACAGACUGAGUGCUUCCAUCAUUGGGCAGUCAGAGAGCAGCAGCCUGCAUUCAGCCUUUGUCCAUGAGAGUGCUGUGCAUAGUCGGGUCUUGCAGAUCUUAUACAGGAAUGAAGAAGUUCCCGUAAAUGAUGUCAUGCUCUUCCGGGCUCAUUUGCUCUUAGAUGGUGAGAGGGUAGAAGAUGCGCUGAGCGAGGUGGAGUUUCAGCUCAAGGUGGACCUGCACUUUACCGAUAGUGAGCAGCAGCUGAGAGAUUUGACUGGGACACCGAUGAUCAGCAGUCGCACACUUGGCCUGCACUUCCAUCCCCGGAGGGGUCUGCACCACCAAGUCCCUGUCAUGUUCGACUACUUCCACCUUUCAGUGAUCUCGGUAACCAUCCACGCUGCCCUGGUGGCUCUGCAGCAGCCCCUGAUCAGUUUCACUCGUCCAGGAAGAGGCUCCUGGUUAGGGAAAGGCGGCCUAGACACAGGACCAGAACAGCCCAUGAUUUCUUUGGAAAACUUGGUCUUUGGAGCUGGAUACUGCAAGCCGACUUCUUCAGAGGGAAGCUUCUAUGUCCCCUCGGAGAACUGCAUACAGCAUGCACACAAGUGGCAUCGGGACCUCUGUCUACUGCUGCUCCAUGCCUAUCGGGGCCUCCGGCUCUACUUUCUAGUCAUCAUGAGAGACAUUCCUGAGCUGCCCACCAUGAAGCUGGAGGCCCUUGCUGUUGAAGAAACACUUUCUCAGCUGUGCUCAGAGUUACAGAUGCUGAACAACCCAGAGAAGAUAGCUGAGCAGAUCAGCAAGGAUCUUGCCUGGCUGGCUUCCAAUCUGAUGGCUUUGUGGACACAAUUCCUGGACACAGUGACCCUGCACUCUCAAGUGACCACUUAUCUCACCCAGGAACAUCACACUUUGAGGGUCCGAAGGUUUUCUGAAGCUUUCUUUUACAUGGAGCACCAAAAACUUGCAGUCUUGACCUUUCAGGAAAACCUGACCCAGACCCACAGCCAGCUGUCUCUGGAUAUCCGGAACUCAGAGUACCUCACCAGCAUGCCCCCACUGCCCGCAGAGUGCCUGGAUAUUGACGGUGACUGGAACACCCUGCCCGUUAUCUUUGAGGACAGAUAUGUGGACUGCCCUGCCUCAGGGCAUAAUUUGAGUGUUUAUCCUGAUUUUGAUGUGCCACUGACAAGGCCUGCAAUAAUGAAUCUAAAAGGGAAAGAAAAGAUUCUUACAAAUCAAAAAUCAUCUUCAAGAAAGGACCUUUCCUUAUCUACUACAAAAGCACCCCAGUUGGGCUCAGAUGAAGAUGUUGUUACGUGUUCAGAGAUGGAAGAGAAUGUCUCCACCCGGAAUCCUGUGGAUGUGUGCUCAGAAUCUCAAGUGUAUCUGACCAUUGGUGAAUUUCAAAACAAAACAGGGAUGCCUGAAGAGGAAGGCUGGACUGGCCCGAGACCUGAUGCUGUAAAAGAUUCACUAGCAGAUGUGGACAUGCGUAGAAGUCCAGGCCCUGAGGAUGGGCAGGCCCCAGCACUGACCUACCUUGAUGUGCAAUCUAGCAAUAAAAAUCACCCUAGAGCUGAGCCCAUGCAGGACCUUAAUGUUCGGCAUGAGCACAGUAGCUCUAGGGACAGCCAUGAUCUUAUUAAGACUGUGCCAAACAAAGUUAUAGCAGGAAUAAGUCAGAAUAAUGUCAUCUCCUUAAGCCAAACAGCUGCUCUUGAGUUCAGGACUCUUGGAAGGGGAGCAGAACAGGAGGGAAAACCUGUACUGCUGAGCCUGAAGCUCACCCCUGCUGAGCCCUGUGAUCCGAUGAGCACUGCUCUGAGGGAACCUUUGGACACCAGGCCUUCCCUGCUGGACCAUGCAGAUGAGCAGGAAGAUCUGUCAGUGCUCUCUGGUGUUAUCAAGAGGUCAGCCUCCAUAAUAUCUGACUCAGGCAUUGAGAGUGAGCCAAGCUCAGUUGCCUGGUCUGAGGCUCGAAGCAGGGCCCUGGAGAUACCCAGCGAUCGUGAAGCUUUACAUCAGGUGGUUCGGAGGCAUGCCCACCACAGGAACUCUUUGGAAGGCGGGCAUACAGAGAGCAACACUAGUCUGCCCAGUGGCAUCCAGGCUUCUCUUACCUCUAUCAGCUCUUUGCCUUUUGAAGAUGAGGAGCGGGAGUUGGCACUUACCAAGCUAACCAAGUCUGUCUCUGCUCCCCAGAUCAGCAGCCCCGAGGAUACUGCUGAAGGUACAGAUAGCUUGAAUAACACAGGAGUAUUUGCUGAAGACCUGAACAUUUCUAGCCAGGACAACAGUUCACCUAGAAACAGUUCCCAUACUUAUGGUAGCUCCAUGCUUCAGGAUGUCAGGGCAGGACAUUCCCUUGCAGAUAUAGCUUUAGAUUCUGACAGACCCCAGGGCCUUGGGUAUGUGGACAUCCGCAAAAGCAAAGAGAAUCAGCUUGAUUCUCCAGAACCUUGUUGUGUGGAUGGCAUGGCUGAAAAUACAUCAAGUACUGAAACCAAAGUUCUUAACUUAAAAAUACCAUGUACUAUAGUGCUUGAAAAUUCUAGGACCAGGUCUUUACAUAGAGCAGCAGUAGAAACCACAAAAGUCAAACCUAAAGAAUCGAGAUUGAGUAAACGCAUACCCUCCAACCACGUCUCAGAAGUCAGGGCUGCAUCUCACCAUAAGGUGCCUGAAAUCACUUGUGCACCAGCUGUUGAAGCUGUCAACCUGAAUUCUACAGGUGUACAAAACGGUUCACUAAGUGUCAAUGAUACCAUGACAUUGAACAGAAGACAUACUGCCUCUCUGGAGGUCAAACAUGAAGCAGGCACUGUGUGCCCCACUGUGACUCACACUAUUGCCUCCCAGGUGUCAGGAAAUCAGGAGCUGAAGACAGGCACUUCCAUCUCUGGGUCCCAAUUGAACUCCACAGAGGCCUUUACUCUGGAUAGCCUGAAGGCAGUGGAAGUCGUCAACUUGUCUGUGUCUUGUACUGCCACCUGUCUCCCUUUCUCAUCUGUACCCAAGGAGACCCCUGCUAGGGUUGGACUCUCUUCCAAACAAAACCUAGCCCCCAUUACUCAUCAACCUUUGGGUUCCUUUGGCGUCGUUUCCUCCCACUCCAGCAAGUUGGAAGAAGAAGUCAGUGAAAGGAUGUUUAGUUUUUAUCAGGCCAAAGAAAAGUUUAAAAAAGAACUGAAGAUUGAAGGAUUUCUGUACAGUGACUUAUCUGUACUAGCUUCUGACAUACCGUAUUUCCCACCAGAGGAAGAGGAGGAAAACUUGGAAGAUGGGAUUCACCUGGUGGUCUGUGUCCAUGGCCUGGAUGGGAACAGCGCAGACCUCCGUCUGGUGAAGACAUUCAUAGAACUUGGGCUCCCUGGGGGGAAACUGGACUUCCUAAUGUCUGAAAAGAACCAGAUGGACACAUUUGCAGAUUUUGAUACCAUGACGGAUCGAUUGUUGGAUGAAAUUAUUCAACACAUCCAGUUGUACAACCUCUCCAUAUCCCGAAUUAGCUUCAUCGGCCAUUCUCUUGGCAACAUUAUCAUCAGAUCAGUUCUCACAAGGCCCAGGUUCCGGUAUUACCUCAACAAACUCCACACAUUCCUGUCAUUGUCUGGGCCUCACCUGGGGACUCUGUACAACAACAGCACCCUGGUUAGUACAGGCUUGUGGCUCAUGCAGAAACUGAAGAAAUCUGGCUCCCUUUUGCAGCUGACUUUCAGGGAUAACGCUGAUCUGCGCAAAUGUUUCCUUUACCAACUUAGCCAAAAAACAGGGCUGCAGUAUUUUAAAAACGUUGUUCUGGUUGCUUCUCCCCAAGACCGCUAUGUGCCAUUUCAUUCAGCCAGGAUCGAAAUGUGUAAAACCGCCCUCAAAGAUAGACACACAGGGCCAGUGUAUGCGGAAAUGAUCAACAAUCUCCUGGGCCCUCUGGUAGAAGCCAAGGACUGUACUUUGAUCAGACAUAACGUGUUCCAUGCUCUGCCCAACACUGCCAACACCUUGAUUGGCCGCGCAGCUCACAUAGCCGUGCUGGACUCGGAACUCUUUCUUGAGAAGUUUUUCUUGGUGGCAGGACUCAACUAUUUCAAAUAGCAGCCUCCAGGGAACAGCUUGGGUGACUGGCCAGAGCUGUUUAAGAUCAGCUGAGUUCUUAGCUAGGUCAUGCUUUUCCACACCGCUGAAUUCCAGAGUGGAGUAAGAGAGUGGAAGGUGUGGAGGGAUCAAGCUGGGGUGGGGCUGGACACUAGAGAUGCUUGUAUUUGAGACAUUGGGGAAGCUGAACAAACAGUGUAAAAGACAACAAUGUUUUCUUGAAUUUGUCUAGCUUCCUAGAGUCUCAUUCAAGAUGUUUCUAGGGACAAUAUGAGAAAGUAAGAAACAGAACACGUGCCAUUGGCGAGCCCAGUGUUAUAAUCACUAUGGCUCAUGGGAACUGAUCAAACUUAACUAGAUUAUCCCAAUCUGUCACUAGGUCAUAGCUUUAUCAUGUGUUGAUUCAAUUAAGUGCACACAAACAUUUCAGAACUCAGGUUAACUUCUGUGUGGAAGUGGGGCAUCUUCCUGUAAAUAGAACCCUUAAUAGAUCAAACAUACUACUUGUUCAAAAAAAUUGCUAUAUUCAUGUUUUCAUCCUCUCCAUGUUUUCUAAAGAAAGGGCAAAGGAAAGUGUGACAAAUCCACAUUUUAUCUUGUAGUACCAGUAGGUAGUGUGGCUUAGAGAAAGUGGAGGUGAAGGUGACACUGUUGGUCAAUACAGGUUUGGUAUUAACAGAAAGAACUGAAGGGAGCAUAUUGAACAAAUUGUUCCACCUACUUCCUUAAACUUUUUCUAUGCAUUGCCUGGUCUACAGAUUGUUUCUGUGAAUGCUUACAUUUCUUUCUGAAGUAGGGAAGACUGAGAGAAGCUCUACCUAGCAGAAAGAGGCAGUCAGAUGAAUGUACUCGUGUGUGAAACUACCGCUGAUGCACUUCCAAAGAAAUGCUGUCCCAGCCCUGAAUGCAAGAGCAACUAAUCAAAACCCAUUAACAGGGCCAGCUGCUUCUCCUCUCCCUGGAAGGAGAAAGGCAUCCUAAGAGAGGCAUGCUGGGUAAAGAACCUCAGGGGAGCUCUAAGAUGGGUGCUGUUAUUUUUCAAUAGUGAUGUCUUCAUGCCUUAGGAAAAUAAAGGGCUAGGAAAGACCACAUUUGUAAAAACUAACAGAUAGACACAAGUAAGAUCAGAAUGGAGAACAAAAGCCAGACUGAAGACCCAACUUAAAGUGUUAUUGGUAAGUGACUGAUACAGAAGUUUUAAAAAUAACCAGGAUAUUUAAAAUGGUCUCUAAGUAUAAGUACACUAUGUAGGCGAAAUGGCAGAAAUAUGAAAAUGUAGCUAUAGAGAAGAAAUGCAUGAAACAGGACAGCAUGGAUAACAAUGCAGAGAAAGCCCCCCCCCCUUUUUUUCAGAAAUACCAUGUACAGUAUGGAAACCUGUCUGCCUGGGCAAAUGGACCAGGCUUGCAGGUCACUGAUCCCAUGAGAAGAAAGCUAUGGGAGUCUGGAUGCAUGUGAGAACUGUAUGUCCACACACAUUCCAUAAAUUCAGACCAUGGAAAAUAAGUUCAGACUGGUAGUUUGUAGGACAGUAAACUUGGGGGUGGUAUUGGGAGGAGACUGAAGGCUUUGCAAAGGUGGACCUCCCUACGGUGAUUUCAGGGUUUCUCUAUGGAUCAUUUCUGAAUUUCUUGAUAUCCUGGUCUCAAGGCAUGCAUUUCUCAUUGGGCCUUUUCCUGAUAUCCUGAGUCAGGCUUUGGGACAGACUCUGUCUACUCGAUGUCACUGACAUGCUGGUAUUGUUUCUUGGAGAAUGUUUUUCUCCCAGGACCUUCUGACCCAGACAGCUGCUGCUCCUUAGUGCGGCAAGGUCAGUCUGUAGCAAGUUCUUCCUUUUGGCUAUGUGUAGAGCCCUGCCCGUCAGGUCUGAUAUGCUCGUCUUGCGUUGUGUUUCCAGUCCUCAUCUGCAGCAUUUGUCAACCCCUGGUCAUUUGGAAAACCUUGUAGUAUUUAUGGAGCCAGAAUGAAUUUGAUGACCAUCGUCUUUUCCAAUAAUCAGAUGCCAUUUUUAACUUCAAUGUGCUGUCUGGACAUAGUGAGAACUAAUGGCAAUAACUGUCCAGCUGCAUGGCACACCUCUUUUAGGUGUCCUGCUGUCUUUGUAAACCCUAUCUGGCCACUGAGAAUCCAUCAUCAUCAUGUAGAAAGUGUCUUCAUGUAUUGUAAAUAAGAGCGUCAAGUAUCACCUGUCAUGCCUCAUUUGAAAAGGCUUUUAUAUGUCUCUUUCUAUUAAAGAAUAUAUAUAUAAUAUAUAAAUAUAUAAUAAUAUGUGUAUAAUGUAAACAUGGACAUUCUAUUAUUGGUUAUAAACAUGACAAACAAAAUGCCUGCCAAGGUAAUGAUCCAGUAUGUCUCCAUCCUCAGUUCUAUUUUGGGGUUUUGUUUGUAUGAUUUGAAACUUGCCCAAACUAGUUAGAAAUAAACAUUACUGAC